GCCACUUCAGACAACCAGGAACGCCUGGUUUAUUCAUACAAAAAUGUGAUCAGUGGUUUUGCAGCCAGACUGACGGAGGAAGAAGUCAGAGCUAUGGAAAAUAAGGACGGGUUCAUCUCAGCACGUCCAGAAAAGAUGUUGCCUCUACUAACAACGCAUUCACCCGAUUUCCUAGGGUUGCACCAGGAAAUGGGCUUCUGGAAAGAAUCAAAUUUCGGAAAGGGGGUGAUCAUUGGAGUAUUGGACUCUGGAGUGUUGCCUAGCCAUCCUUCAUUUAGCGGUGAAGGAAUUCCACCUCCACCAGCUAAAUGGAAAGGAAGCUGUGAGUUCAUGGCAUCAGAAUGUAACAACAAACUAAUUGGUGCAAGGUCUUUCAAUGUCGGGGCCAAGGCCACAAAGGGAGUGACAGCUGAGCCACCACUUGAUGAUGAUGGGCAUGGUACCCAUACGGCAAGCACAGCUGCUGGCGCAUUUGUGAAGAAUGCUGAUGUGCUUGGAAAUGCCAAGGGCACGGCAGUUGGGAUGGCACCUUACGCUCACUUGGCAAUAUACAAGGUGUGCUUUGGACCAGAUUGCCCAGAAAGUGAUGUAAUAGCUGGACUUGAUGCUGCUGUUGAAGAUGGUGUUGACGUGAUCUCAAUCUCUUUAGGUGAUCCUGCAGUUCCAUUUUUCCAGGACAAUAUAGCAGUGGGCUCAUUUGCAGCAAUGCAAAAGGGAAUUUUUGUGAGCUGUUCAGCUGGGAAUUCUGGCCCUUUCAACACCACUCUAUCUAACGAAGCCCCAUGGAUUCUCACUGUUGGAGCCAGUUCCAUUGAUAGAACCAUCAAAGCUGCUGCAAAACUUGGAAAUGGGGAACAAUUUGAUGGUGAAACCCUUUUCCAGCCCAGUGACUUCCCAGCAACACAAUUGCCUCUCGUUUAUGCUGGAAUGAAUGGUAAACCAGAGUCUGCAGUAUGUGGAGAGGGAUCCUUGAAAAAUAUUGAUGUCAAGGGGAAGGUAGUGCUGUGUGACAGAGGUGGGGGAAUAGCCAGAAUUGACAAAGGGACGGAAGUGAAAAAUGCUGGUGGUGCUGCCAUGAUUCUCGUGAACCAAGAAAGUGAUGGCUUCAGCACCUUAGCUGAUGCCCAUGUACUUCCUGCAACACAUGUGAGCUACGCUGCAGGACUGAAGAUUAAAGCCUAUAUAAACUCAACCGCAACACCAACAGCAGCAAUCUUGUUUAAAGGAACUGUAAUUGGCAACCCAUUGUCUCCCGCUAUUACUUCCUUCUCUUCCAGAGGCCCCAGCUUUGCAAGUCCAGGAAUUCUGAAACCAGAUAUUAUUGGGCCUGGGGUGAGCAUUCUAGCUGCAUGGCCCUUCCCUCUUGACAAUAACAUAAAUUCAAAAUCCACAUUCAACAUAAUCUCUGGCACAUCAAUGUCCUGCCCUCAUCUUAGUGGCAUUGCAGCUUUGCUCAAGAGCUCUCAUCCGGAUUGGUCACCAGCUGCCAUUAAAUCUGCCAUAAUGACUACCGCUGAUCUACUAAACGUUGGGGGAAAACCCAUUCUCGAUGAAAGACUUCUUCCUGCAGACAUAUUUGCUACUGGCGCAGGUCAUGUUAACCCAUCAAGAGCAAAUGAUCCAGGCUUGGUUUAUGAUAUCGAACCUGAUGACUAUAUACCUUAUUUAUGUGGCCUGGGCUACACAGAUACUGAAGUUGGGAUCCUUGCACAUCGAUCCAUCAAAUGCUCAGAAGAAUCAAGCAUUCCUGAAGGAGAGCUAAACUACCCUUCAUUUUCUGUUGCACUGGGACCACCUCAGACUUUGACACGGACUGUGACAAAUGUUGGUGAGGCCUAUUCAUCUUACACCGUAACGGCGAUUGUACCACAAGGAGUUGAUGUGAGUGUCAAUCCUGAUAAGCUUUACUUCUCUAAGGUGAACCAGAAGCUGACGUAUUCAGUGACAUUCAGCCACAAUAGCUCCAGCGGGAAAAGCAGCAAAUUUGCUCAAGGAUAUCUCAAAUGGGUUUCUGGCAAACACUCUGUUGGGAGUCCAAUCUCCAUUAUGUUCAAGUGAGGAGUGGAUUAAUGAGAAUGCAGA
This is a messenger RNA of Vitis riparia (riverbank grape), 2082 nucleotides long. RefSeq names its product subtilisin-like protease SBT1.2. The transcript has a single exon. Gene Ontology annotation, biological process: proteolysis. Lineage: Eukaryota; Viridiplantae; Streptophyta; Magnoliopsida; Vitales; Vitaceae. The record is from RefSeq and is a predicted model, not a curated record. The coding region runs from base 94 to 2058 and encodes 654 amino acids. Gene Ontology annotation, molecular function: serine-type endopeptidase activity.